AUUUCUUGACCACAAAUACCAGAAAUGCAAAUUCCAACACAGCGGUAUGGCAGACGACCUUAUGGAGUUGGUCUUCUUGUUGCUGGAUAUGAUGAUAUGGGUCCUCACAUUUAUCAGACUUGUCCUUCAGCUAAUUAUUUUGAUUGUAAAGCAAUGGCCAUUGGUGCCAGGUCACAGUCUGCAAGGACAUACCUUGAAAGACACUUGGAUGAAUUUCCAGACUGUGAGCCUGAAGAACUCAUUAAACAUGGCUUAAGAGCAUUGAGAGAGACUCUCCCUAACGAACAGGAACUAACUACAAAGAAUUGUUCCAUUGGUGUUGUUGGUAAGGAUCAGGAUCUGGUCAUUCACAGUGAUGAAGCUGUGGCCCCUUAUUUGGCUGGAAUUGAUCAAACAAAGAGGCGUAGAGGGGAAGAGACUGCUGAUGUAGAGAUGGAAGGAGAAGCACAGGCGGCUGGUGAAGGUGAUGCAGGCGAGCAACAACCUGGAGGGGAAUCUAUGGAAGCAGAAGAAAGCUAAACGUUCUGUACCUGUGACAAGAAGCCCACUACUUUAAGCAUUCCAUUACUCUUGUGCUCCAUUAAAUAUUGUUUUGUGAACCUUAAACUAUUUAGAGAGAAUAAAUCUUUUCCUCAACACAUCUGUCUUGUCUUAAAUGCUGCUAUGCAGUCAUGGUGUAACCCUGAAUUUCAAAGUAUGAUUCACCCACCAUGAAGUUCUUGAGGCUAAGUGGCAAUAAGAAAUAGGAGUUCAACCUGGGCAUGGAAAAUACAUACAUACAAAAAGAGUAAAUGAAGAAAGAGUAAGAGACAGUGGAAUUAUGGCAGUUUCAGAGAUUGAUAUUGACAGGAAAUCUCACAAAUGCAGUUUGUUUUUUUUUGGUGGGUAUUUUAAUUUGUUUGGUAUUCAGAUAAAGCUGCUUUUCAUGCAAACAAUAACACAGGACUGUUAGUUAGCAAGCAGCAGGUAUCUGUUUUCCUUCCAAGCUAUUCUUUCUUAAUUAUUUAUGUUUAGUAGUUUAUAACUGUAAAAACCAAGUUACAGUCCUGAGUUUGCAUUAACAUUUUCAGCAGGAGGGCAACUGGGGUUCGAGGCAGGCAAAAUGUUUUGAACUGAACUUCUUUUUAAGAAAAAGUUUCAUUUAGAUGGUCAAAUUAAACCAGGCAGGCAAAAUCGUUACCACAACUGGCUAAUUUGCCCACUGUCCAGCCCUUAAUGAAACCCCUAGUCAGCAAUGAUCACUUUGUUUAUUGUGCCCUUGCAUUAAAGUUGUUCUUUUUUUAA
This is a messenger RNA of Orbicella faveolata, 1284 nucleotides long. RefSeq names its product proteasome subunit alpha type-1-like. Gene Ontology annotation, cellular component: proteasome core complex, alpha-subunit complex; proteasome core complex. Gene Ontology annotation, biological process: ubiquitin-dependent protein catabolic process. The record is from RefSeq and is a predicted model, not a curated record. NCBI's taxonomy places the organism in Eukaryota, Metazoa, Cnidaria, Anthozoa, Scleractinia, Merulinidae.